AUGAUCCCCAGUCCGAUCUCAUCCCCUUUGCAGAACUCACCUCAGUUCCCUGCAUUCCACAACUUGGGCAAAAGUUUCCUGAUUGAUAAUUUGCUGCGGAUCAAUGGUCCCUCGAGUCCUCCGCUUCGACCGAUUCCGGCAACCCUUGUGCCAGUGAAAGUGCCCCAAACUGCGGAACAAAUCAGCCCAUCAGGAGGUCCACAUCCUACAAGACCCUCCUUUCAGCUCGUUAACCCCUCCGACAGCCAGUCUGCUCCAGUCACCUCUACCAGCCAAAUAGUCCCCUAUCCUGAAAUAGCUUUAUCCAAAUGCUUCCAGCCCAGAUUCCCCCAGUUCUUCUUGUCUUGCUGCGGUGGGUCCUGUCAGCAGCCGGUCUCCCCCACUGCUUUUCCGAGUAAGUGCUGUGAUCUGCCACUUUGGCCUCAGGUGAGUCACAGCAAAGCGCGAAAAGGAAUUCUGCGCAGAGUGGUCUUUUCUGAAGAGCAGAGGAAAGCACUGGAGAAAACGUUCCAGAAACAGAAAUAUAUCAGCAAAACAGACAGGAAAAAGCUAGCUACAAAUCUUGGGCUUAAAGACUCACAGGUGAAAAUUUGGUUCCAGAACCGAAGAAUGAAAUGGCGAAACACUAAGGAACGAGAACUAUUGGCACAAGAAUGUGUGUAUGAACAGCCAUUGCAAGAGAAAUCUCUUUCAGCUUCUGAACAGAGCGACAACAAAUCUUCAAACGCUCCUGACAGAAAAUACACAGAAGUGGGAGAAGCAUUCAUACGCAAAUAUGUCACAAUUUCGCCAGCAUCACAAUAUACUCAGACUGCUGACAGGAAAGUCCCAGAUCUGAAACUGGAGUUAACGGAGAGAGCCCCGUGUUCAGAAUCUGUGCAGUGCAGCAAAGAUAGCAGAGCAUUUAUGUCAACUGAUCAGAAGUAG
Molecule: messenger RNA, 927 nt
Organism: Callorhinchus milii (elephant shark)
Lineage: Eukaryota; Metazoa; Chordata; Chondrichthyes; Chimaeriformes; Callorhinchidae
Product: homeobox protein DBX2
Exons: 4
Coding region: 1-927 (308 amino acids)
Biological process (GO): regulation of transcription by RNA polymerase II
Molecular function (GO): DNA binding; DNA-binding transcription factor activity, RNA polymerase II-specific
Source: RefSeq, a predicted model, not a curated record